UUGAAAGAAAAGCCUUCACACUCAACCUGGAAAGAUCUUGCUAAAGUGACUCUCACACAAGUCAUUCUUUUCAAUCGCCGGCGAGCUGGUGAGGUUUCCAGGAUGCCGUUGUCUGUUUACUUGUCAAAGGAUGCCUCAGAAACGCACAAGGAUGUUAACUUGGCCCUCACGGCACUUGAACAAAAGCUUUGCAGCUACUUUGUCAGGAUUACCAUUGUGGGAAAGAGGGGAAGGAAAGUCUCUGUUCUACCAAGCCCACCUAUGAAAGAAUCACUGGAUGCCCUUAGUGAAAAUCGUGAAGAAUGUGGAUUUUUGAAAGAAAACCAGUACCUGUUUGCAUUGCCUCACUCCAUCCACUACCUGAGAGGUUCAGACUGUAUAAGGCAGUUUGUAACUGAAUGCGAUGACUUGAAAAACCCUGCAGCACUUACCUCAACUAAGCUCAGGAAGCAUAUUGCUACCUUGUCAACAGUUUUGAAUCUCAAGACCACAGAACUGGACCAAUUAGCCAGUUUCCUUGGGCACAACAUUGCAGUCCACAGAAAGCACUACCGCCUUCCAGAGGGUACCCUACAGUUGGCAAAAGUAAGCAAAGUUCUCCUAGCCUUGGAACAAGGACGCCUAGGCGAAUAUAAAGGGAAGAGCCUGGAUGAAAUCCACCUAGAUGUCAAUGAAACUGUUGAUAUGGAUGGGAUUUCACAAGAGGAAGAUAUGAAUUUCUUUCAAUUCUCAAAUUGAAUUCUCAUUAGUUCUUAUUACACUAGACCAGUUGUGUCCAACCCUGGUGCU
Messenger RNA from Nothobranchius furzeri (turquoise killifish), 789 nucleotides. NCBI's taxonomy places the organism in Eukaryota, Metazoa, Chordata, Actinopteri, Cyprinodontiformes, Nothobranchiidae. The record is from RefSeq and is a predicted model, not a curated record.